Molecule: messenger RNA, 1242 nt
Organism: Fibroporia radiculosa
Lineage: Eukaryota; Fungi; Basidiomycota; Agaricomycetes; Polyporales; Fibroporiaceae
Exons: 5
Coding region: 1-1242 (413 amino acids)
Biological process (GO): translational initiation
Cellular component (GO): eukaryotic translation initiation factor 3 complex; cytoplasm; nucleus
Molecular function (GO): translation initiation factor activity
Source: RefSeq, a predicted model, not a curated record
AUGGUCGAUUACGCCGUGGGCCUAUUCCAACAGUUGCAUCCUGACAAUGAGGUACCCGAAGAAUUUGCGGGGAAGCGUGAAAAGGCAGUUUCAACAAAUGAGCGGCUGCAACAAGAGGCACAGGCCGUCUUGAAUGUUAUCGAGAAUCCGGAGGUAGCCCAAUCGCUACGUCAAGAUAAAAAUCAGAAUCUGCAAUACCUGAGAGAACAUUACAAUGUCACGCUCGAGCAGAUCAACGCUCUCUACAACUUCGGCCAGUUCCAAUAUACGUACGGAAAUUACAGUGGCGCUGCGGACUAUCUAUAUCAUUUCCGUGUCCUUUCCACUGAUCCUGAUCUGACAAUAUCGUCUCAUUGGGGAAAACUUGCAUGCGACAUUCUCACCGGAAAGUGGGACGUCGCUCUCGAAGAGCUGAACACUCUUCGCGAAUCGAUCGACUCCCGCGCACCCUCUGUUCCCGCCUUCUCGUCCACAUCCUCCUCUUCCUCUGCCGAUCCCGCGCUAUCGCAGCUACACUCCCGAACCUGGUUACUCCAUUGGUCUUUAUUCGUUUAUUUCAACCACCCUCAAGGGCGCACCCUUCUCCUCGAAACCUUCCUCAAUCCUGCGUACCUCAACACUAUACAGACCUCUUGUCCUUGGAUUUUGCGCUAUCUGGCUACCGCCGCCGUGCUCUCGCGCAAAUCCGUUUCCGGUGCUCUUUCUUCGCGUGUACGGCACUCGAUUCGUGAAGUUGUCAAGGUCAUUCAGAUGGAGGAGUAUCAAUAUCAAGACCCCAUCACGGCGUUCUUGAAGGAGCUCUACGUCGAAUUCGACUUCGAGGCUGCACAACGAGAACUCAGCCUCGCGGAGCGAGUAGUAGCCAACGAUUUCUUCCUCGGCGAGUUUAGGGACGACUUCAUGGAUAAUGCCCGUUACCUGAUCAGCGAGGCUUACUGCCGGAUACACCAGAGGAUCGAUAUUAGUGACCUCUCCGAGCGGCUGAAUCUGUCAAAAGACGAGGGCGAGAAGUGGAUCGUGAACCUAAUCCGUGAAACUCGUAUGGGUGCAGAUGCUAAAAUUGACUUAGAGAAGAACGUUAUUGAGAUCAGUAGGCCACCAUUGCCGGUUUACCAGUCUGUCAUCGAGAAGACGCGUGGGCUUGCAUUCCGCACGCAAGCUCUUGGCGCAGCCAUGACACGUACUCAAGUGCCUGUUCCCCAGGAGGAUCCUCAGCCCAUGAUUGUAGAAGGCGCCCGCUGA